AUGAGCAGCCCAAAGAGGAGAAUAGAGACGGAUGUGAUGAAAAUGAUGAUGAGUGAUUAUGAGGUCACUCUCAUCAACGAUAACAUGCAGGAGUUUUACGUGUCAUUCAAGGGGCCGACAGAGACUCCGUUCGCAGGUGGUCAAUGGAAAGUCCACGUCGAACUCCCGGACCAAUACCCUUACAAAUCUCCUUCAAUUGGCUUCGUAAACAGGAUCUUCCACCCAAACAUUGAUGAGUCAUCCGGUUCUGUCUGCCUCGAUGUCAUCAACCAAACCUGGUCACCCAUGUUCGACAUGAUCAACAUAUUCGAGGUCUUCCUCCCACAAUUAUUACGGUAUCCGAAUCCUACAGAUCCUCUAAACGGCGAGGCGGCCGCUCUUCUCAUGAGGGAACCAAAAAGCUACGAAGCCAAGGUAAAGGAAUACGUUACCAGAUACGCUUCCAACAAUGGGGACCAUGAGACAGGAGAGGAGGGUGAGACGGAUGGGGAAAUGAGCUCGGUGGAGGACUUUGAUAGCGACGGAGAUGAGGAUGAGCCAGCUGGUGCGAUGGAGGAUGUAUGA
Molecule: messenger RNA, 564 nt
Organism: Endocarpon pusillum Z07020
Lineage: Eukaryota; Fungi; Ascomycota; Eurotiomycetes; Verrucariales; Verrucariaceae
Product: Ubiquitin-conjugating enzyme E2 8
Exons: 5
Coding region: 1-564 (187 amino acids)
Biological process (GO): ubiquitin-dependent protein catabolic process; protein polyubiquitination
Cellular component (GO): nucleus
Molecular function (GO): ubiquitin conjugating enzyme activity
Source: RefSeq, a predicted model, not a curated record